This is a messenger RNA of Cladophialophora psammophila CBS 110553, 1608 nucleotides long. RefSeq lists its product as uncharacterized. The record is from RefSeq and is a predicted model, not a curated record. The transcript is spliced from 2 exons. NCBI's taxonomy places the organism in Eukaryota, Fungi, Ascomycota, Eurotiomycetes, Chaetothyriales, Herpotrichiellaceae. Bases 1 to 1608 code for a protein of 535 amino acids. Gene Ontology annotation, molecular function: iron ion binding; oxidoreductase activity, acting on paired donors, with incorporation or reduction of molecular oxygen; monooxygenase activity.
AUGGCUUCACCGAGGGUGGUUGACAUCGCGAUUGACACGGCCUCUUAUGUCCGGUCGCAUCUUUGGUUGACCUUGGCCGUCUGUGUCUUACUUUAUUUCGUUUCUCAAAGGUAUAAGACUGGUCUUCGACACAUACCAGGACCCUUUGUCGCGAGCUUUUCGGGCUUCUGGAGAGCCUGGGAGGUCGCCAAGGGAGACUGGCAUAUCAAAAAUCUUCAAUUGCAUCGGCAGUAUGGUCCGCUUGUCCGCAUCGCCCCGAAUAUCGUCAGUGUCUCUGAUCCAGAUGCGCUUCGAGUCAUCUACGGACUGAACAGUGGCUUUACCAAGGUCUGGAGAGCCAUGCUUCUAAUUUACAUGGGCAAGUCGAUGAUAACACGUGAGCAGACAGACUUCUAUCCCAUUCAGGAAAUGAAAUAUGGUAAAAUCUACUUGGCGAAUCUAUUCUCUACAAAAAGCGAUGAGUUUCACGCGAAGCAGAAAAGGUCUGUUGCGAGUGCGUAUUCAAUGACCUCUAUGCUCGCCUUUGAGCCAUACGUCGACAAUUGCUCCGAGCUCUUUUUCAAGAGGCUUGAUGAACUCUAUGUCAACCCUCGUCAGCCUUGCGACCUGGGUAAAUGGCUCCAGCUUUACGCCAUGGACGUGAUCGCGGAGGUCACUUUCGGCAAGCGGUUUGGGUGUAUGCAAGAAGGCGGGGAUGUGGGCGGCUUGAUUGACACCAUCGACAACUUCUUGGUCUACGCUUCCGUGGUAGGCCAAGUUCCAUAUCUGCACAAAUUUCUCUUCGGCAAUCCUCUGCUUCCGUACAUCAUGCCAAAGCUGGAUAGCAUCAACCACGUAGUGAAGUUUACACUGGAACGAAUCGCCGAGCGGGAAAAGGACCCAGAGAGGCACAAGGACUUCUUGGGGAGACUGUACGAGGCAAAAGCAGAGGGCAAAAUGGAAGCCGUUGACACCAUUCGCCACAGCAGUGCGAACGUGUUUGCUGGUAGUGACACUACAGCCAUAGCACUUCGGUCUGCGAUAGACGGACUGUUGACGCAUCCUGAAUGUUACCGCAAGCUUCAAGCAGAGAUCGACCAGAAGAGAGCCGAGGGGAAGCUCUCACUGCCAGUCAAGUACGCGGAGGCGCAACAGAUGCCGUAUCUCCAGGCUGUACUAAAAGAAGGCAUGCGAUAUCACCCUUCAGUAUCGUUCCUGCUGGAAAGGCAUGUCCCCAAAGGAGGCACCGUUAUUUGCAGCACCCGAAUUCCCGAGGACACGAUCGUCGGCAUCAAUGCGUGGGUGGUCCACCGAGACCGCAAGGUUUUUGGGGAAGAUGCCGACGUCUUCCGACCAGAGCGGUGGCUGGAGGCAGACGAAGCGCAGCUCAAAGCGAUGGAAAGAGCAUUCUUCGUGUUUGGUGGCGGUUCGCGGACUUGCACGGGCCGGAAUAUCAGCCUGAUGGAGAUGUCCAAGGUGAUUCCGUCCUUACUCAUGGUCUACGACAUUGAACGCGCGGAUCCUAAAGCCCAGGUGCGCACUAAAACUUACUGGUUCGCCGUGCAAAGAGGGUUGAUCUGCAAUAUUAAAAAGAGGGAGCCACCAAAAGCCUCAGACAGUGUGGCCUGA